This is a messenger RNA of Nymphaea colorata (pocket water lily), 1759 nucleotides long. Its product is annotated as heptahelical transmembrane protein ADIPOR2-like. Lineage: Eukaryota; Viridiplantae; Streptophyta; Magnoliopsida; Nymphaeales; Nymphaeaceae. Gene Ontology annotation, molecular function: signaling receptor activity. Bases 451 to 1506 code for a protein of 351 amino acids. The record is from RefSeq and is a predicted model, not a curated record. Gene Ontology annotation, cellular component: membrane. Gene Ontology annotation, biological process: response to hormone. The transcript has 4 exons.
UAGAGGAGUCAGAGGUUGGUGGAGGCAGGGGAAAAAUGGUUUCCGGAAUUUGAUCAAAUCAUAAGGAGGAGGUGGAAGAGGAGGAGGAAGAACAAGAGGGUGUCAUCUCUGGCAAUCCCCUAGCUCAUGCGGAAAAUCUCGGCAACGAAUUCACAAGAUUAUUCCAAAUUAUUGUGAUAGGCACCAAAAACUUGUGGAGAAAGAGCUGUUCAUUUGAGCCUAGAAGGAGAAAACUAGAGAAGGAAAAGGUGGAUCAGCUAGUUUCAGGAAGAGAAUAGAGGGAAAACCCAUUGGUUUUGUUUUUGUGUUUCUGGUGCUGCAGUGCCCUUAGAAAGAGUUGAACCUCAGGCUAGAGAGAGAGAGAGACAGAAAAAGGGAAGGGGGAGUGUCAAUCGAUUGCAGGAAGAGGGAGAGGAGGAAAGCCUAUAAAUUCCUUUUGGGUUCUCGGCGAUGGGUUCGGUCAUGGAUAGAGAGGUAGUUUGCAGGAGAAAAGGAAAGGGAGAGAGGGAGGAAUCCGUAAUGGAAGGCAGGAAGGGGGAUGAAGGGAAGAAGAGGUUCGAGCGUAGAUUGGUGAAGUAUGAGGCCUUGCCAGAGUACUUGAAGGACAAUGAGUUCAUAUUGGAUUAUUACAGAGCAGAGUGGCCGUUGAAGGAAGCCAUCCUCAGUAUAUUUUCCUGGCAUAAUGAGACGCUCAACAUCUGGACGCAUUUGGCAGGUUUUUUCCUUUUCUUGAUCCUUACCAUCAUUGGCCUCCUGCAAACACCAGAGCUGCUUACCAAUUUCUCAUGGUCUCUACCGUCUCAUGCCAACAUGAAUAGCUCAGACGAUUUGUUUCGUCUGGUCCACAAGAAUGUGAUACGAUCAGAAGCAAGAGGAGGCAGCAGCAGGCUAGGUGCAGUGCCAAGAUGGCCAUGGCUAGUCUUCCUUGUGGGGUCAAUGCUGUGCCUCCUCUGCAGCACCCUCUCCCACCUCCUUGCCUGCCACUCUCACAAACUAAACCUCUUCUUCUGGCGCCUUGACUAUGCUGGAAUCACCCUCAUGAUCGUCUCCUCCUUCGUCCCGCCAAUCUACUAUAUCUUCCUCUGCCAACCGCUCUGGCGCCUCUUCUACAUAUCCUCCAUUACCACUCUCGGGUUACUUGCCGUCCUGACACUCCUCGCUCCUGGAUUGUCCACUGCACGGUUCCGGCCGUUCCGCGCAGCACUCUUCUUGGCCAUGGGCUUUUCAGGCCUCGUACCUGCGGCGCAUGCUCUGUGGCUCAAUUGGGACCAGCCGCAUUGCCUGGUGACGCUGGCUUAUGAGGUGGCCAUGGCCCUGUUCUAUGCUGCUGGUGCUGGGUUCUACGUCAGCAGGGUGCCGGAGAGGUGGAAGCCUGGUGCCUUUGACAUUGCUGGUCACAGCCACCAGAUCUUUCAUGUGUUGGUUGUUGCUGGAGCCCUGGCUCACUAUGGUGCAACGCUGGUGCUGCUCGACUGGCGUGACCGCGCCACUUGCCUCCACAUGUGAUCUUGGUUGGCCCAAUGAUGUUCUUCUUUGUGUUGUCAUAGGCAGUGGGACUUGCUUCCUUUCUUAUCUUUGCAAUGGAACUAAGCUAGACUGAUUUAGUUACAUGAAGCUAUAACUAAGUUAGAAGCUGAGCGUUUGUCUUGCCAACAAGAGCUUCAGCUCCUGAUUGGAGGUUAGAUUUGAGACUUUUAAUUUGAAGAUGGUGAUAUCAAACUUUCAAGUUGAAGAAGGUCAAGAACAAUAUUUGAGAUAA